CCAGGAAGAACAAGCGAUACAUUUACUUUGAGUCUGUCGCUUUUAUGUUGCCAAAAUGCCGGAUAGUUGUUGUGCUGUCGGGUGCACUAAUCGAAGAGGAGACAAGCCUGGGCUGUGUUUCUACAGAAUCCCGUCCGAUAAAGAAAACCCAGAGAGGAGGAGAUUGUGGAUUUGUGCCAUUAAACGUAACAUUACCUCUGUCUCCGGGGAGGGCAAACAGUGGCAACCGUCCAAAUAUACACGUAUUUGCAACGAACACUUCAUCCAAGGUACUAAAUCUGAUGACCCGUUGUCCCCUGACUGGGUACCAUCCAUCUUCACACACACCCCAGCCAUUAAGAAGAGGAAAAGAAAGAAAGACACUAAGAGGUAUGAGCAGCACAACAGAAUGAAGAACAGGAGGGUGGAGGAGAAGAAGAGGCAAGAUGCAGUGGAUGUCCUCCUAGAACUGUCAUCAAUGCCUGAUGCUGAGCUGGCGACACUUGCUGAGGAAGAACAACAGUGUGACAACAGACCAUGUAAGGACAAGAUGGAAAGAUUACAAAGGGAAUGUAAUGAGCUCAGGGAGGAAAAUCAAAGGCUGAGAGACAUUAUUAAAUUAGGGAUGUUUGAUUAAUCUGUACAAUGCUGAGCUUAAGAUCCCAGCCUUUACCAAAGGGAAAAAGCAUCUUGGUCCUGUGGAAUUGGAGUCCACACAAGGACUUGCAUCAGUACGGAUCCAUGUUGAGAGAGUUAUUGGUGAGGCAAGGAAUGGGUACACCUUACUUCAAAGUACAAUCGGAAUUCAAAUGUGUGAAGCUGAACACCCAAAAGGUCUUAACACCUCUAGAUAAAAUAGCCCAUGUGUGCUGUGCAUUGACAAAUUUGGCUCCCUCAGUUGUUCCUUUGGGCCAAACAUUAAAAUGGGUGUUGGUACACAAUUGAUUAUUUCCAUCAAUGAAAUAAUGAUGGGAGAUGUCACUGAUAAAUUCAUACUUUUAUUGAUAAAUAACUAAUUUGAUGUUUGUUUGCAAAGUUAAAAAAAUAAUUUCAACAGUCAUUAAUUCCAGACAAUAACACGGUUUUCUAAAAAAGCUAGGGAAAAAAGCAAGUAAUACAUGGAAUAAAAUAAUCUGUGUCCUAUUUCUGGUCCCAUUAACAAAGCACGGAACCCCCACUGACACAGAUACAUACUGUAAAUGUUUGCACAUGUAAAUAAAAUGUAAAUAUUUUGUAUAUAUACAAAAGUCAAAAAUAUAUAUCACUUCACAAACUGCCAUAUUGCACAUAUUUCUUAUUAUUCUUUUAUAUUUUGUCAAUUAUAUAAUAUACAAAUACUCUUUCCCUGCAAUAUAUUUGCACAACACAAAUCCAGGGUAAUGCACAUGUAUAUAUAUACCUGCCAAAAAACAUUGCUUUUUGUGUGUUUUACACAGUUCUAUUGUUGUAUA
Micropterus dolomieu (smallmouth bass) is the source of this 1430-nucleotide messenger RNA. RefSeq names its product THAP domain-containing protein 1-like. The record is from RefSeq and is a predicted model, not a curated record. NCBI's taxonomy places the organism in Eukaryota, Metazoa, Chordata, Actinopteri, Centrarchiformes, Centrarchidae. The transcript has 2 exons. Bases 56 to 616 code for a protein of 186 amino acids.